Notodromas monacha is the source of this 1602-nucleotide messenger RNA. The record is from the annotation of a GenBank genome assembly. NCBI's taxonomy places the organism in Eukaryota, Metazoa, Arthropoda, Ostracoda, Podocopida, Cyprididae.
UUUGCGUGUUUCAAGUGCAGACUUUCAGAAUCGGUGAAUUUGCGCGAUGAGAUUUCUUAUCCCGUUCGUUUUGCGAGUGACGGAUCCGUUAUGAAGAAAACUCGAGAGACGCGCAUUUGUUGACCGGCUGAUGAGUCGUUCAAGUGUUGUGUGACAGUGCGGAGUGUUUGUGCGCCGUGUCUCAAUCGGAUCCGUCGAUUCGUCGACAUGAGCGAUGUCGACUCUGUGUUCCGGGGCAGUGUUGUCGAUAAUGAAGCCAGUAAAAGAACAUCUGGCGCGUUCACUGCGGUUCUCGUUCUCAUCCAGGAUGACGAUCACGAGGACUCGGAAGCACCAAAGCGCGCGUGGUGGUCGGCCAAUUUGUCACGGAUGCAAGCAGACGCGAGAGCUCUUCUUCUUCUUGCUGCUUGCGGGUUGUGCAAGCUCAGCAUCACACGAUCUUUUUCCGUGUCGAGAUUUUGUUCGAAUCAGAGCCCGUCGAGGGAAAAUUCAUCGUCGUCUUUUGUUGUAUUGUCAUGGCGAUUUUCCGGACGACUUGGGAUCGCGAAGGAACGCGAUCCAGUGAUCCGCACGGGUGACAGAACAGUGUUCUUGGAUCUGGUGAAAGUGUUUCUUGUAUUUGUUUUGAGUUUUUCAACAAAGGGAUUCGUGUCCGAGUUCACAAAAGGGCUCAUCCGUGUUCCACUGGGAGUCAAGUACUCGUGGUUUGUCACGAGGCGGCAUUUUAUUUUUGCCGCCGCGGAAGCCGAAAGUGGCGGCUUUUGUCGAUAAUCUGCUGACCCUGAGAGCCACAGUGUUUCGUCACCUCAUUUGCACAACACUCAAUUGGAACGCCGCGAAUCGUCGUCACGAUUGCAAGCUGCAAAACACAGGAUUUUGCGCUCGCUCCGCCCAGGACAUUUAGGCUGGGCCGAAGUUUCCGGGAACGGGAAUUCGGAGAAACCGCCAGUCGCGACACCGCUGGACAGAAACAACCAGGUGUACCACAGCGAAGGCAAAGGCCUGAAGGCGAAGCGGAAAGCCUGGGCUUCCGAACGCGAGCUGCACACGUCCGCUGGGGGACAGCCCAGUGCGAAACCCGCGACAUCUGCGCCGAGUUCCGCCGACCGGAGCCAAAGUUUCAGCGACAAGAAUCGACGCUUGUCUCUGGACGACAAGAACGACUGUGGUCGCGGGCAUGUCGCCGCCAAUGACGACUGUGUCGACACGCAGCCGCCACCGGACGUGGUAGUGUACGAGAACUUGGGGAAACUCACGCUGGCCGCCAUGGCGUCCGCGUCGCGGAAGGACGCCAAAGAGCGGCGUAGUUUUCGGAAACUGACAAAGGACUCGGGCUACGAGACCAACUAUUCGGACUAUGCCAAUCUGGACAGCUUGGGCUGCGUCGAGCAGCAGCGACAAGUGGACGCUGCGGAUGGCGGAGAAAACACUCCUGGAGUUUCCCCGUCCGCCGCUGAGAUGACGCCGCGAUCGCGGUCGCCCGUUAGACGGGACAGCACGGGAAGAAAUGUGGGUUCGGAUUUCGUGGCGCUUGUUUCGUCUGGUUCGGCGCUGUGGAUGGGAGAUGUGGGAAACCGGCGAGAGUUAUCCUUAAUCCACUAG